UCUGACUGCAGGCUGACGCAUAUAAAAGAGCUCUCGAGCGGCCUUCAGGAAUUCAAGGUAGGAAUUUGUUUCUAAAAACAACCCUGUCUUCGCGUGGUAUGAUGCAACCAGAAGAGUGUUGGCUGUGGCCAUCAUCGUGGGUUGUGCAAUGGCCGGCCGCAGCCGGAAGGAGCCCCGCCCAUGUCCCUCGGUCUGUCUGCAAAAAUACAAGGCUCCGUGGAGGUACUCCGUACAUACCAAACAAACUCCCCUUUCCCGGCCGAGUCGCUGGCCCAAGGUCCACGGAGCUAUGGUUAUUGAUGAAUCAGGCAUGUGUCAAGACUGUGUCAACAUGGUAGGGUUACUACAAAGAGCGAGAUGCGAAAUGAGAAUCGGUUAUCGACGUUGCUUCGCACUCCACAAGAUGCCCGAGAGGGUACCGCCGUACGUAUCACAGGGGCCUUGUCAGGGGCAUGGGCCGGACAUUUUCUUUCCUUUCGAGCAGAUCUCCCUGGAGCACCGUUGCAGUCUACAACGCCUGGUGGAUUCGCAACGGCAGUCGCGAUCCACCAACCCUAUAGGCUCACGCCGCAAAGGGCCAGAGGUGCCAUCGGCCGAUUGGCCCGUAACGGGCAGGAUCAAACCAAAAGCCCCUAGCCGUCCGAUGUUUGGUUCGUCGUAUCGUCCAGUUUCAACGACAUGCCUCCCUUCUUGUUAACGACAAACAAAAAGCCCCGUCAACCUCCGAAUAAUCAUCUGGUAUAUGGGUUGGGAUGCCCAAACCGCAGGCCUCUCAAGACGAGGCACAUGGACGGCAAGUGAAGAGCUAGCGUUUGGCAAAAGCUGCAAAACUGGCAUACGCGCACAAAAAGCCACAUUGGCUCUCAUGGACCGCACUCGUACUCGGUCGACACAACUUACUCCGUCAC
This is a messenger RNA of Pseudomassariella vexata, 908 nucleotides long. RefSeq lists its product as uncharacterized. The record is from RefSeq and is a predicted model, not a curated record. The coding region runs from base 149 to 697 and encodes 182 amino acids. The transcript has a single exon. NCBI's taxonomy places the organism in Eukaryota, Fungi, Ascomycota, Sordariomycetes, Amphisphaeriales, Pseudomassariaceae.